Messenger RNA from Alternaria ethzedia, 1308 nucleotides. RefSeq lists its product as uncharacterized. The coding region runs from base 1 to 1308 and encodes 435 amino acids. The transcript is spliced from 4 exons. The record is from RefSeq and is a predicted model, not a curated record. NCBI's taxonomy places the organism in Eukaryota, Fungi, Ascomycota, Dothideomycetes, Pleosporales, Pleosporaceae. Gene Ontology annotation, biological process: transmembrane transport. Gene Ontology annotation, molecular function: transmembrane transporter activity. Gene Ontology annotation, cellular component: membrane.
AUGGAACUCGGCAACCGAACGAAAGCUGAAGCUGUCACUUCGGCCAUGGAGGACGCAGAGCAUGAUGGUUACACUCGAGAUGACAGGGAUCUCAUGCGGCUGGGCAAGAAGCCUGUGCUAAAGCGUAACUUUGGCUUCAUGCAGAUCUUGGGUUUCGCCACUACCGCUUCUUCUGCAUACCUUGCCGGAACCAUCCUGCAGAGCACAAUACUCAUGUGCGACGAAAGCUACUCGCCAAAGCCGUACCAGGCGAUGCUGCUCGGCUGGGCUGUGCUCGCCUUUGCGGUCAUCAUCAACACGGUCGGAAGCAAAACACUCGCACACUUCGAAGGAUUGAUCUUGAUACUCCACAUCCUGGGCUUCUUUGCAAUCCUGAUCCCGCUUGUGUAUCUCGCUCCUCAUAGCAAUGCCUCAAUCUUCACCACAUUCGUCAACACCGGGGGCUGGUCGACGCAGGCGCUUUCGUUCAUGGUCGGGCUUCCAUCAUCCGUGUUCGCCCUGAUGGCCGAAGAAGUCAAGAACGCGUCUAAAGUCGUUCCACGAGCUAUCCAGAUCAGCGUAUUGCUGAAUGGCACACUUGGUCUUGCGAUGUUGAUCGCGUAUCUGUUCUGUCUUGGGGAUCUGGACGAUGUUCUGGCGUCCUCAGCAACACUCGGAUACCCCUACCUAUACGUGUUUUUGAAAGGUACCGGCUCAGCUGCUGGGGCUGCGACCAUGGCUAUGAUCAUGUGGACCCUCGGCGUCUGCUGUCUGGUGGGCCUCAUGGCUGCGACUUCACGACAGAUGUGGUCUUUCGCGAGAGACAACGCUAUGCCGUUUUCUGCUCAAGUCACCAAGCUCAAUCCUCGAACGCUCAUUCCCGUCAACACGAUCCUCAUCACUGCUGUCAUCAGUGUGCUUCUGUCGUUCAUCGCACUCGGCUCGUUUGUCGCCUUCAGUAACAUCGUCAACCUCAGUAUCGGCGGCCUCUACGCUUCAUACUUCAUCGUCUGCGCCCUGCUUCUGUGGCGACGUCUCAAGGGCAUCAGUCCCUACAACGCGCGAGCUGCGAUGGUAGGACCAGAGUCGCUGCAAUGGGGCCCUUGGAAAGUCCCGGGUGCGUUUGGCGUCGCCAACAACAUCUUCGCCUGCGUCUAUCUGUUCGUACUGUGGUUCUUCUCGUUCUGGCCGGGCUCGGUCAAAGUGGAUGCGCAAUCAAUGAACUUCAGCUCAGUCACGUUUGGAGGGACCGUGCUAUUCGCCAUCGUCUGGUAUUUUGUAAGAGGCAAGAAAACAUAUGUCGGGCCCAUCGUUGAGGUAGCCUUGUAG